UAGAGCAGAGCUGAGGAUAAAUGAGGUUCGGAUGCUGGACUCCGGUUAAAGCCGUUCAUCUCAGAGGAGUGACCGUUCACACCCACAUGCUGCCGACGCACGCCGGGACCGGGACCAUGCGGAGCUCCUCCAGGCCGCUGCUGUGCGCCCUCCUGCUGCUGUGCGCCGCGGGGGCCGCUGGGGCCACCGAGGAGGAGCUGAGCCCCAGAGCCCUGCGGGAUUUCUACCGGAAAGGACCAAACUUGACCAGCGAGAAGCAGCUGCUCGGAGCUCUCCAACAGGUCCUGGAGAAGCUGCAGGCCAAACGGCUGCCGCUGUGGGAGAAGAAGUUCGGGACGGUCCCCACGUGUGACGUCGGGGAACAGUGCGCCGUGCGUAAAGGCGCGCGGAUCGGGAAGAUGUGCGACUGUCCGCGCGGAGCUUUCUGCAACGUGUUCCUGCUGAAGUGCCUUUGAGCCCGGCAGGACGUGGAAGCAGCACCGAGACAGCCGUGUUUUUCACGAAGAAGCCGAAGCGGGAGAAGGAGUGAACCCUAGAUUUAAGGUUUUGUAGGUUUUCAAAUUAAUAGAAGUUGUAAAAUGUCCCAUUAAAGGUUGAAUGGAUGCCUCAUGUAUUAAAUCAGUGUCAGUUAAGGACAGUCAGUGCUCUGUAAUAAAUGAACCUUCACCCUCAGGA
Sphaeramia orbicularis (orbiculate cardinalfish) is the source of this 675-nucleotide messenger RNA. It is a transcript of the gene cart3, whose product is annotated as cocaine- and amphetamine-regulated transcript 3. The record is from RefSeq and is a predicted model, not a curated record. The coding region runs from base 21 to 455 and encodes 144 amino acids. Gene Ontology annotation, biological process: cellular response to starvation; negative regulation of appetite; G protein-coupled receptor signaling pathway. NCBI's taxonomy places the organism in Eukaryota, Metazoa, Chordata, Actinopteri, Kurtiformes, Apogonidae. Gene Ontology annotation, molecular function: neuropeptide hormone activity. The transcript is spliced from 3 exons.